AUGUUAGUUUUGGCAACACCUAAAAACCAAUUAUUAUUUAGAGUUUAUAUUCUUUUUACAAUAUGGUCACUUUUUACUUUUUCAAUAAGUCAUGCGGUGAUGAGAAUAAGUGAUGUUCAAUAUUGCAGUGGAAAUCUUAUUGUUUCGGGAUUAGAUGAUGGAACAAAGCCAACAGCCAUUCUCUUUGGAAAUUCUCAAUGCAGAAAUAUAACAUAUGAAACAAAUACUCCGACUCAAAGUGUACUUCAUUGUAAUGUCGAUUCAAAUGUCUCAAUUCAAAACUUUACAGUACAAUUAGUAUAUUCAGAUGCUGGAAUAGUUGUUACAUAUUAUGAUGUAGUUUUAUUAUGUAAAUAUAAAUAA
Molecule: messenger RNA, 363 nt
Organism: Heterostelium album PN500
Lineage: Eukaryota; Evosea; Eumycetozoa; Acytosteliales; Acytosteliaceae
Exons: 1
Coding region: 1-363 (120 amino acids)
Source: RefSeq, a predicted model, not a curated record